This is a messenger RNA of Cooperia oncophora, 1143 nucleotides long. NCBI's taxonomy places the organism in Eukaryota, Metazoa, Nematoda, Chromadorea, Rhabditida, Trichostrongylidae. The record is from the annotation of a GenBank genome assembly.
AUGUCAGACGCUGAAGACGAGCAUAUGGAAGGCGAGGAGCAGGACGAGAACGACGUUCCUGAGCAGGACGAGAAAAAAGAUGACCAAUUGCAUACACCACGUUCCACCGGAACAGCAGCAUCGGCGCUGAAGAGUCCCACACCUGGACGGACCACCGGUUUCAGUGUGUCGGAGACUGUUCUGCGAAAGCAACAACAAUACUCCGCCGGUAAACCAUCGAAGCAUGACAAGAACAAGCUUAUGCGUUCCGAGGGUAUUAUCCCGAUUCAAGCCGGAUCCAACAAAUAUGCCUCCCAGAAGGGAAUGACCGGCUUUGGUGUGCCUCGUGACGUCAUCGACAAAGUUAAAUCCGACAAUUUGGCCGAGAUUACCGAUGAGAAGAAGAUCGAGGCUCUGAAGGCCUCCACCUGGCUACAGUCCGGUACCAACAAAUUUGCCUCGCAAAAGGGACAAACUGGCUUCGGUUCUCCUCGUGAUGUCAACUACAAGACGAAAGGAACCGGUGGCGCUAGUGAAGUGUCCGAGGAGAAGGCCCGUGCCUCUGACGGUAUUGUGCCACUCCAGUCCGGAACCAACAAGCUCGCUUCUCAAGCGGGUAUGACUGGAAUCGGAAUGCCGCGUAUCGUUGAUGUUCGCAAGGCCGAGGAACAAGACCGAGAAUCGCAGGGAUUCAUCCAUCUUCAGAUGGGAACCAAUCGAUUUGCCAACCAGUCUGGUAUGACUGGCUUCGGUAUGCCCCGCCACAACAUCACGUCCAAGUACAAAGAUGAGGUACGUGGUGAGAUGCCUCAUGACGAAGGAACCACCUCAAGACAAACUUCGGGAUGGAGAGAGGAGCUUGAAGGCACAUUCCAUUCUCGUGGAAUGGGCGGAGCUGAGCACAAGGCGGGAAUGAUCCCUUACCAAAUGGGAGUGAACUUCCUUGAAUCACAGGCUGGUAAGACCGGAUUUGGAAUGCCUAGACAAGUAUAUACCGCUUUCGUCGACGAUACCCAUGAGGAUCUUCCCGCUGACAUGGCUCGCAGACCGGAGGUUCCAUUCUGGACUGGACAAGACGAAGCUAGGCACGCUAAUCAGACCGGUAUGGGUGCGUUCGGAACCCCUCGUGAUGUGCGCGGAGAAUACGUUCGACGCAUGUGGUGA